This is a messenger RNA of Nothoprocta perdicaria, 645 nucleotides long. It is a transcript of the gene CHCHD1, whose product is annotated as coiled-coil-helix-coiled-coil-helix domain containing 1. Gene Ontology annotation, molecular function: RNA binding. Gene Ontology annotation, biological process: mitochondrial translation. The transcript is spliced from 3 exons. NCBI's taxonomy places the organism in Eukaryota, Metazoa, Chordata, Aves, Tinamiformes, Tinamidae. The coding region runs from base 1 to 375 and encodes 124 amino acids. Gene Ontology annotation, cellular component: mitochondrial ribosome; mitochondrion; nucleoplasm. The record is from RefSeq and is a predicted model, not a curated record.
AUGGCGGCGCCCGUCUACCCGGCCUGGGUGACCCGCUGGGUCUCCGGGCAGUGGCGCCAGAAGAAGCGGCCUCCGCUCAUCCGCCCCACGCGGCCGCUGGUGCUCGCCAACAAGGUGGCGAACCGCAGGGAGCAGGCGGGCGAGGCAACGUGCAUCACGGAGAUGUCGGUGAUGAUGGCCUGCUGGAAGCAGAACGACUUCAGCAGCUCCGCUUGUGCCGAGGAGAUCCGCAUGUUCCACGACUGCGUGGCCAAGGCCGAAAAGGAACGCAGGGAGAAAGCGGAGGAAGUCACCUUGGGACUCAGGGAAAACUUAACUUCAAGCAAAGCGAACAAGCUUCUGAGAAGAUUUCCUAAUAUCACGCGUUAUAUGUAAUGUACCUUACUAAGGACUGUGGAGAAGCAACUACAGCUGGGAUUGGUUUUGGAGGACAGUUCAGAAAAACAGUUCAGUGAGUGUUUGUUGUCAGGUAGUGUCUAUCUCUCUGGGUCUUGAUUGACAUGUCUUUGUUUCCAGAGUAAGAAAGAUAGAAAGAUUCAACUCUUACAGCAACAUAAGAGUAUUUGUGAGCUGCUUUGGUCUUGCAGUCUUAAGAUUUCUGCAAUGUGUUUUUCAGCCAACCACAAUGUGGGGUCAAGUCCUCAG